AUGCCCUGCAGCAAAUUGCACGUACAAUCGUACGGUCUCUUUUGGUUCCUAAGUACAGUAUACCUGGUGCAUGCCGCAUUUUUCGACACCAAUCUCUCAACUGAUACUGUAUUUAAUCUCAUUGUGCGUCGUCCGCGCGUCGCAGGUGGCACUUUAACAAUUCCAAUCGAUUCCAGUGUGAGACUUGUGAAGUGUUCUCGCGGUGAAGCCCGAUACAAUACCAUUCGUCUUCGCUACGGUAUAUCGCGCAAGUGCCUCAUCCUACGCGCAUCCGAUACACUUGAGCGCGAUAAAUGGCUUGUCGGAAUUAUUCAAGCAAUGGCAGCCCUUCAGAACAUCGGACCAUACUUGCCAAUUUCUGCAGUAGAUUGA
Molecule: messenger RNA, 372 nt
Organism: Plasmopara halstedii
Lineage: Eukaryota; Oomycota; Peronosporomycetes; Peronosporales; Peronosporaceae
Exons: 2
Coding region: 1-372 (123 amino acids)
Source: RefSeq, a predicted model, not a curated record